ACCAUCCACACCAUCCACAUCAUCCACAUCCAUCCCCCAGGACAGGCUUCCUUGUCUAUUUGAAUCUUCCUUGUCUUACCUCGUGGUCUCGCCCACACCCACCAAACCCUAUCACAUAUAUCAAUCCUCUCACCCCCUCCUCCCAUCUUUUACUCGCCCAUCAUGACCUCUACUUCCGCAAACGUAAACAAUAAUCCUACUCCUGCCCAGGAAGAAUUUCGAGACUUACUCGAAAAGAACACUGACCACGGUUCACGAAUACACCCCGAAGACCGUGACGACGCUCGGAGAGAGGCCGAGAAUUCCGACGAAGACGAAGACGAAGAAGACCGUUAUCGCAACGCACAGAUAGAAGCAGCCAUGCGCGCCCCUAGUUUAACAGGCGAUGUAAAGCUGCCACCAGCAAGCUUCAAUUCAGGCCACAGUACUGGUGUGAAGGGCGUCAUUGCCGAUGCCCGUGCCUAUGAACAGGCUCGUCAGAACAAGUGGCGAAGCAGAGUUCGUGCCGCUCGCCAAUCAGUAUUCGGAAAGGGAGAAGGAGCUCGUCUAACUGGCUCACAAAGCGGCGACAGCGAGGAUGACGAAGACGAGGAUAGCUUUCUCCAGCAAUGGCGAGAGACGCGAAGGAAGGAGCUCGAGAAGGAGGCUACAAAUGGUAUUCGCACCCGGAGAACAAGUCCAAGCCUGAGAAUGUUUGGACGCUUUGAUAGUGUCGACGCACUAGGAUACCUGGAUGCUAUCGAGAGGGUGGGAAGAGAUACAGUUGUGGUAGUAUUCGUUUACGAUCACGAGUGUCAAGUAUCAGGCCUCAUUGAGUCGGCGCUACAACCACUAGUCACUUCUCAUCCCGAAAUACAUUUUGUCAAAGUUCACUACGAAGACAUAGAAUUCGACAAUGCCGCCGUACCUACAGUCCUUGCGUACCGGAACCAAGGCGACUUGUUCGCCAACCUGACGGGGAUUAUCGACAUGAUCCCCGACGAUGAGGACUUUGACAGUGACUCAUUAAAGAGGAUUUUCAAGAAGCAUGGCAUCAUAUAAGGCUCCUUGGUUCAACUCUUGAAAGCAUACGCUGGCGUUGCUACUUCGCUUAUGAGAGCGCGGUCUCUAGUCAGUGUUCGACCUACUCGAACUGAUAUAUGGCAGAUUAGAGGAUAAUGCGAUAGGCUUACUCGCCCGUCAAGAUGAAUGUUGCAUUACCUCGCGACACAUUUAUGGACGAGUUAAAUUCGGUAGCCCUAAAAUCUUCUACUUCUAGGAGCAUCACAACUCGGCUUUAGCCGUCGG
This is a messenger RNA of Daldinia vernicosa, 1287 nucleotides long. RefSeq names its product thioredoxin-like protein. The record is from RefSeq and is a predicted model, not a curated record. The transcript is spliced from 2 exons. Gene Ontology annotation, biological process: regulation of G protein-coupled receptor signaling pathway. Lineage: Eukaryota; Fungi; Ascomycota; Sordariomycetes; Xylariales; Hypoxylaceae. Bases 163 to 1041 code for a protein of 292 amino acids.